Messenger RNA from Dissoconium aciculare CBS 342.82, 7941 nucleotides. RefSeq lists its product as uncharacterized. The transcript has a single exon. Gene Ontology annotation, cellular component: cytoskeleton. The record is from RefSeq and is a predicted model, not a curated record. Lineage: Eukaryota; Fungi; Ascomycota; Dothideomycetes; Mycosphaerellales; Dissoconiaceae. The coding region runs from base 1 to 7941 and encodes 2646 amino acids.
AUGCGCCGGAUCGAUGAGCUAACGAUCCCUUCAUUGGAAAUAGGCACAAACGACAGACCGUCUGUACCAUCGAGUCCGCCGCUGCCGUCGUCGAUCCUCCAACAUGAUCUCCGCCUGAUCGACACAUCGUCGUUGCAGCUGUCGUCGUCUUCUCGUCCCAGCCAGGACUCGCUUCUCAGCCCCGAGACUAAGCAUCUCCCGCCGCCUGUCACGCCUGCCAGUCCGAAAAGCAGAGAUACCACGUCUGAUUAUUACACUGCUGCUUGGGGAUCUCCGUACGACUUCUCUCCUUCCGCCACGAGAUCUGUGCAGACAGCUUUCUCUGCACAAGCACCAACGAGCUCAGAUAUCAACGACGAAUCUCCUGAUCCGCGAUUUGGCUUGGAACAUCUCAUUCCACCUCGCAAACUCGACGACGAUUCGCCGGAUCCGCGCUUUGUUUUGGAACACCUGUUUCCCAGUCGUCUGCGCAACAUCAACACUGCGCAGCCCGGACUGUCGCCGCUUGCCAAAGUAAGCCGACAUAUAGAAUACGACGAUCCGGUUGAUCCGGUCGAUCUGUCCAUCACUCCGCGAUCGAGAACACAGCGCUGGGUGGAUCUGCCCAAACGAGAGGAAUUCUCGGAAGAGGACGACUUUGUUGGACCCGUAGUAACGCCGAGGUCGCAGCAGAAACGUUGGACUCAGCUACCUCAGCGGGAAGAGAAGCCGGUAGAAGCCACAGAUUGGUGGAGCGAGGAGUCCGCGCCUGCAUCGGAUCAAGAAGAGAGACCGGUUCGUUCUGAGAAAUCGGCGAGUUCCGAACGUCGCGGUCAUCGGUCGCGAGAGAGCAAUCGGACACUAGAUCAACAGUCGUUCUGGGAUAUUCUGCGUGAAAAGCGAGGAGACGACAUGUCGAGCCUUUUCGCGUCUCGUUGGGCUGAGACACCUCCCCCGGCGGGAGACUCUGGUUUUAGCCCUCCAUCCAAAGAUGGCCAAAACGACAACAUCGGCCAGAAGAGCCCAGAGAAGGUGGAGCUAGCAGAUCCUGCAUCGAUGCGCGCUUCAAGAUGGGCAGACACACCUCCACCAAAUGAUGAGCCCUUCCUCCCAUUGCCACCCAUGAAGCCCGCCAAUGGAAACAUUUUCACCCCAAAGCCCCCCGCAGUGCCCGCAAAGGACGAUGUCUUCAUGGAGAAAGCGCCGCAAGUGCCUCCCAAGGACUCGCCUGUACUCAAAACUGCUGCUCCAUUGCCAGCUCCCGAACCUGUGCAGCCAUCCGAGAAAUUAGUCGAUGUACCCACACCGACGUUGGAGAAGACAUCAUCAGAUUCGGAGCUUGCCAAGCCCACUGAAGCACCUGUCACUGAGCAAGUGACCGAGCCUGUUGUUGAGCAGGUGACACACACGCCUGUGGAGGAAGCAAAGCCUCCGCCGGUUCCCGAGAAGACGCGCCUACAGGUUGGGCUUCUUCCACCGUUGAAGAAGUCUCUCAGCUUCCGUGGCAGGAAGGUUCACAUUGCAAUUCCGCGAAUCGACUACAGUGCAGCAGGUCUGCCAAAGCCGAUGACCGAAGAAGAGGUCCGAAGCCGAUUGCAAGGAUUUGAAGAAGCAGGGUAUAACACGAAAGGCUUCGACCUUUCUCAUGAGCAAGGUGAUCCGGUACAAGUUCGACCUAUGUGGCCUAUCGAGUCAGACACUCGGCACGUAGACAAAGAAGAGGUCAAUGUUGUUCUACCAGAUCUCGCCAAGUGGAGGGCGUACCAGGACUGGCUGACGGAGCAGAAGCUCGCUGCGCUUGGCGUUAGCACUGGAUUCGAUGAACCAGUGGCGUCGCAGGACAUGUCUAGGCAAUCUUCUGCGCAAUAUCCCCCACUGCCGUUCUCACCACCGAUUCUGUCUGGUUCUGCACAGAGCAUCGGACGGCCAGGCAUGAUCCGAGGUCACUCGCAUGCUAUGUCGGUGGCAUCUCCUGCUUCUCCAGUCAACAAUCCUUUCGGUCACAUGCACCGUCACUCGACUGUCGCCGGAUCUAUGAAUCUUGGCGGCAUGCAAUCUUCGGUGCAACAGGGCAUCAUUCCUGGCAUGUCUCCCUUCAAUCCCGGCCUGUUCUCCUUCCCCGGACGCAGUGCGUCCCCUGCGCAGGUUGCUGCACUGCGAUCGGAGAUUGGCUCUGCUCGUGGCCCAGGUUCGCCCCUCAGCAAUGAGGUAUACUUGCCGCAUGAUAUGAACGGCUAUUUCAUGGAUGGACAGCGCUCCCGUCAGCACUCGUACUCACAAUCGAUGUACCAACCCACAGCGGGUGGAAUCGCCAAUCCAUUCGUUUCUCAGAUCUCGAGCAUACGCGCUACUCCUGCCUUGCCCGAGCUCCCUGAGGACGAGGAUGAGGAUGAGGAAGAACAAAAGCAACCCAAAACGCCCGAGCCGGAAACGGAAGACGAACCUCAGUCUUACGUACCGCCUCACAAGCGAGCACAGGCUGAUGCUGAGAUCAUGGUGCCAACACCGCGCGGCCAUCGCCACAACAUUAGCGAAGGCCUGGAGCGCGAUCUUCUUGAGCGUGAGCACCGACACCAGAAUUCCAGGGAACACUGGAUCGAGACCACGGAGGAAGAGGAAGAAGGAUCCGAAGGCAACGGGCGUCGGAAGUCAAGCAUCAUGGAGGCCAAAUCUUGGCGCAAGCCCUCAUUGCUUGCUGAGGAGAAGGAGUCGCCUGCUACCGCCUCUGACGCGCCAGACGUGACACACAACCGCAAGAAGAGCGGAACAAAGCUGAACGUCAGUGCCACACCAUUCACUUUUAACCCUACCCUGGAAUUCAAGCCGUCAUUCCAAUUCAGCGAACAACCAGCACCGGCAGAUUUUACAUUCGGUAUGCCACCACCUCAACCAGAUUUUACCUUUGGCACGCAGCCUGCGACUUCCGACUUCACAUUCGGUUCGAUUGUUCCUGUCACAAACGGAUAUGCUAGUGACAAUUAUCACCACCGGACACGCUCGUCUGGCAAUUUCAAUGCUGCCGCCCCUGUAUUUACACCCAAGAUGCACUCGGACUUCAACUUUUCUGCUGAUGGACCCAGCUUCGAGCCAAGCGCCGCUGCACUGGAGCCUGGUUCAAUCACCUACGACCCUGCCGAGAGCAAUGAAGACGCUAUUUUUGGCCGAGUACAGAUCCCCGACAUCGUCAAGCCUGCGAGAAGAUCGAAAGCAGUUGCAAUCGUUCGGCCAGAGGAUCCUUCAUCUCAGUCUGGUACUGAGUAUGAGGAUGAAGAGGGCCGAAUCGCCCAAAACUCAAACCCAAAGAAGCAGCGCAAGGGCGGCGAUGACGGAGAUGAAGUGCCGCAAUUUGCUGAGCCUACGCUCGCGCCACCUCCUCCCUCGAAGAUUCUGGGCUCGAACGUGGACAUUCCAGUUCCGGCAGACGCGAACAUCUUCUUGGAUGGCAUUAUCGAAGAGGCAGAGCAUGUCGAACGAACACCUCCAGCUAACGAACUUCCCACUGCUGAGGCGACGGUACAGAAGAAACAUUAUCACAAGCAUUCUCACUCCCUGUCAGGUGCAGCGCGUCCUUUUGUGCCUGGCUUCUUCACAACACCCGCGACUGUGACUGCGCCCGCAGUCGAGCUCGAGCAGACCACGCGUGACCAUAAACACUUUGCAUCCAUCAGUGAACUGGAAGAAGGGGAACUUCGAGAGAAUGAUUCGCAGACCCUUUCGCCUACUUUGACAAUGGCAACAUUGCAACCUAACCGCGAUCGCGACAUUACACCCUUGGGCAAUUCUAAAAAGCGUUCCUCGCCUUUCCCGCACUCAGCCAAUGACCGUGUCCCUGAAGAUGCGCAGCCUGAACCUUCAUUCAACGAGAUUGACGCAAUUAUGCAGCAUCUCAACCAUGAGCCCGUGGCUGAAGAGACACAGCGGCCCGCCGACAUCGAAGAGGACCAACCUCGGUUGCCUCCAAGCCCUGGUUCACACCCGAUGCCUGGUGUCACGUACUUGGCAGGAUGGCCAAGAAGCGAUGCUCCAAGCCCUAGCCCUCAUCGCCGUCAUGCACCUUCAUUUGACCAUAUCAACCGCACAGACAGUGCUGACCAGUACCGUGAUGACUGGCAACAUGUCAACAGACUCAACAAGGCGGAGGAAGUGCCUACCAGUGACUGGUCAGGCAUCCUCUCACCGCCGGACGAGGAGAAACUGCACCAGCGCAGCAGCUUCUUUGAUAGCCGGAUUGACUCGGUUAUCAGCCGUAUUUUCGAGGAGCGUCUCCAGCCACUCGAAGACAGUCUGCGCAGUCUUCACAGCUCCGUCACUAAGCGAACUCGCUCCGAUGAUCGACAGCACAAGCGUGGCUCCUCUAAUGUUCCCAGUGAUGCGGACGAUGAGGAUGAUGUGGACAAUGCCUACCUGCAACGCGCCAUCUCUCGUGGUCGGGAUAAGCGUGUUGACCAAAUUAAAGCUGCUGUGGCAGAAGCAUUGCGCGAGCAGAGCCCCAAACGAUCGGAUGCUGCGCUUGAGCUCGCUGACCUCCACUCCGUUCUGGCGGACAUGAAAGUCUCCUUCGCGCGUGCGGCCUCAUCAAGUUUAGAGCUGGAUGACAUUCGCGUCCUCGUAGACGAGGCUCUCCACCGUCAAACACAGGCCGUCGUACCUGCCGCCCAGGACGAGCCAAGUAAGGGUGAGAUGCUUGUGCUCGAAAAUCGACUCAACGAGACCCUUGCUGGUGCAUUAGAGGAGGCUAAUCAGCGCCGCGCCGCCGAAGAGCGCGAAGCGGAUGCUAGGCGGCUCCUUCGUUUGGCCGAAGAAGAGCUACGUCUUGUUCGCGAGACCGCCUCGGACUCGAAAUCGCGUCUCCGUGCCAUGCAAGAAGAGCGAGAAGAUAUCCUCGACCGCCUCCAGAAAACUGAGCGGGAACUCCGUAACGCUCACGAUGACCAUAAAGACGCCGAGGAUCGCAACGAGGCGCUUGAGGCCACACUCGCAGAGUACAGGACUUCUAGCAAUAAGUGGCGACAAGAGAUUAGCGAAGGAAAUCGUGAACGGGAAGAGCUUCGCGCCACAAUCGCUGAGCUGGAUCGUCAAGCGACUGCUAACGGCCAGAGCGCGGAGACAGAACGGGCGAAGCUCACUGCAACCAUCGCCAAUCUCGAAUCCCAAGCAGUCGCCGAGCAAGAGAAAGCUGCAGCGGAACGUGAGAGUCUCGCAGCAACUAUUUCGGCUUUGGAGGCACAAAGUGAGAAGGACCGGGAAGCGGCAAAGGUGGAGCGCGAAGAACUUCGUUUCGCGGUCUCACGUCUUGUGGCCCAGUCGAAGGCCGAGCAAGAAAGUUCGAAGUUUGGCGCACAAAAAGAACGCGAAGAGGCAAAUGCCACCAUUGCGACACUAGAGGCACAAGCGUCGCAAGCGCAAACGGAACGCGAGACAUCUCGCCAUGAGUACGACAAGCUUUCUGCCCUCGUCGUCGAACUUCAGGUGCAGAUUACCGAGAACCAGGACGCCUUCGCCGCGGAGCGCGAGCAGUUCUCCGUGAUGUCCAGCACAUUCGAGAACCAGGCCAAGGAGAUCGAGGAAACAAGCCAACGCGACCAGGAUGCCCUCAAAGCUACGAUUGCAUCCCUCGAGCGUGAAGCUGAGCAAGCCCGGGACGCAAGCCAGCGCGAGCAAGAAGAGCUCCGCACCGCAAUUUCCAAGCUCGAGCGCGAGGCAGAACAGGCACGAGAGGCGAGUCAGCGCGAACUGGAGGACCUUCGUGCAGCAACAGCCAAUCUCGAGCAUGAAACCGAACAAACGCGAGAGACAACUCGACGCGAACACGAAGAGCUUCGCGCUGCCGCUACAUCGUUCGAACGCGAGGCCACUCAAGAACGAGAAGGAAGCCAGCGAGAGCAGGAGACUCUUCGAAGCGCCAUUGCGUCUUUGCAACGUGAGCUGGAAGCUGCGCAUGAAGCUUCGGCACGUGAACGCGACGAGCUACAAAACACUAUUGCAACACUCGAGCGUCAAACCGAAGACCAUCGUGAAGCUGGCUCUGGUAUGAAGCGUCGCUUGGAGAAACUUCACUCCGACCUGGCUGCGGCAGCCGGGCAAUUAGUCAGCGAAAAGGCACUUUGGCAAUCACGCGAAAACGACCUGCGCAAUCGUCAAGAGAGCUUUGAGCUACAGAGAGGUGCCGAGGCGCGGGAACGCGCCCAGCUCGAAGACGAACUUCGGGCUGUCCGUUCAUCGGCCCUCGAGGUCCCAGAGCUGCGCCACUCCCUCGAGCAGGUUCGCAAAUCAAACGCAUCCCUUGAGGAAUUGGUUCGCAAACUGCAAGGCGACAUCGUGGAGCAACAGAAUCUGGCGAUGCGCUUCGAACGCCAAUUCCACGAAUCUCAGGAGUCAAGCCGUGCCGAAAUUCAUCGCACUCGGAUGGCGCUCGAUUCUGACAUUGAAGCUGCCAAUCACCAAGUCAACGUUGUGCGUGCAGAACUCGAGAGCGAUCUUAUCAAAACCCGCACAGAGCUCGAAAAUGUCCGUAUGGAGGCUGAAACCGCGAAAGCUCGUCACGAGCACCUCAUGGAGCAGGAGGAAGCUGCUCGACGUGAAGCCCUGCGGAAGGUCAACCACUCCAACAGCGUGGCCUUGGACGAGGCGCGACACAAGUACGAAUCUGCCACGCAAGAGCUUCAGUCACAACACGCCCGUGCACUCAAACAUGCGCAUGAAGAUCGUGACCGUGUGGAAUUUUUCCUCGGCGAGCGACUCAACCUAUCCGAUGCCAAACUGCAACAUUACCAGGAUAGGGUGGCGCACCUGGAGGAGCGUCUAUCCGUGGCCAAGUCCGCUGCUCAGGCAGCCGCACAGAACGCGCAGACCACCAAGGCCAUCUCUGUCGCGCCGAGCUACCCACGCAUGCCCGAAAAGGUCUCGCCGCAAGCACUACGCGAGUCUAUUCUGGUUCUGCAAGAACAACUACAAGAGCGUGAAAUUCGCAUCGAAACCCUUCAAUCUCAAGUGCAGGAAGAAGGAGUGGCCAAGGUCAAGGAGCGCGAUACUGAAAUCGCCUGGCUUCGUGAGCUUCUCGCCGUCCGUAUGGACGAGCUGACAGACUUGGCCAACACACUCGCUAGCCCAGCUUUCAACCGAGAGGCCGUUCGGGAUACUGCGAUUCGCAUUCGCGCAAACCUUCAGAUGGAGCAAGAAGAGAAGGAGCGAUUUAAUCGCCCCCCCGCGCCGCAGAGCGUCAGCGGCCAGGCUUUGGCGAGCCUUUCGAGCUUUGCGACCCCCAAGCUUGCCUCAGCUUUUAACAAAUGGCGCAGCACAAUGGAAAGCUCCACACUGAAGACGCAAUCACGCUCGUCAAGCAUGGCCGGUCGCUCAGCCACCCCUUCUCGCGGUCAACAACCACCCUCGCGACGCCCAGCAGCAGCAGCACCAGGAUACCCUUCUGGUCUGAUGACUCCACCAGCUACGAGCAUUCGAACAGCAUCGCCGGUGGCUGAGCUGUCGCACAAGCUUGGCAGCACUGGCAGCCACGCGGCACCAUCGGCCGCGAAUCCUCGCCUGCACCCUCGAACGUUCUCUAAAACGUCCCAAUUCUCAUCACAAUCCCAUCUCGAGCCUGCCUCAGUAUAUCUACCCAAAAGUAGACAGUCAUCCAAUAACACCACCACCAGCCGACUGGUUUCAGAGACACAACAGCCACAGCAGCAGAACAGGCUGAAUGACUCCAAUCUAUUCCGCGAACAGAGCUACGACCGUGAUGCAGACGAAUCACUCGCUGUAGCGCAUAUGCCUACUUUCGAGGAAGACGAGGACGACGAGCCAGGCGCCAACGACGACAGCCUCGAGGACGUGGUCGACUCACAACCGCCUGCUUUCCGAACUCUCGACGACGAAUUGGAGGACGAGGAGGAGUACGACGAGGAUGAGCGUCACCACGAUGCUCAAUCUUUGACUGCCGCAGCCGAUCGAAUUGAGGCAUAG